Messenger RNA from Amaranthus tricolor (Joseph's coat), 3319 nucleotides. Its product is annotated as nitrate regulatory gene2 protein-like. The transcript is spliced from 5 exons. The record is from RefSeq and is a predicted model, not a curated record. The coding region runs from base 281 to 2593 and encodes 770 amino acids. NCBI's taxonomy places the organism in Eukaryota, Viridiplantae, Streptophyta, Magnoliopsida, Caryophyllales, Amaranthaceae.
UUUUUAUAAUUUUCACUUUCUCAGCUUUUGACCGUUGCUUUCCUUUUUUUCAUAUCACAACGUCUAUCUUUAUCUCUCUUCUAUUUCUUUCUCUCGCUUCUCUCUCUUCUCUCUCUUCUCUGUUCAAUGUUCAGUUCACUUCACCAUUCCUAUUGAAGCUUAGAGAACCUUAUGAAUUUGGCUAAAGGCAUUGAAGAAUUGUAUUAUUCUGGUACCCAUUUGGAUUCCAGUAUCAAAAUUCUGUUGGAUAUAAUAGAAAUAAAGUGGAAAAAAACAAGGGAUGGGAUGUAAUACAUCAAAAUUAGAUGAUGAGGAGGUUGUUCAAAUAUGCAAAGAUCGAAAAAAAUUCAUCAAGCAAGCUCUUGAACAUAGAACAAAGUUUGCUUCUGGUCAUAUUGCAUAUAUUCAAUCUUUAAAAAGGAUCUCUGCUGCUCUUCGUGAAUAUAUCGAAGUUGAUGAGCCUCGCGAGUUCUCAUUUAUUACCCCUCCAUUUACGCCCGUAAAGAAAUUGAACCCAAAGCUCAUAACCAUUUCUCCAAAGUGUUUCUCAGCACCAGCUAUUCAAUCAGGAGAAAACUCCAAUGUGAAGAUUAACUACUAUAGACCAAGUGGGACAGAGUCGGUUUCAGUCGAGGAGAGACCUCAAUCUCCUGAUACUUAUCAUGUUCAAUCCUAUUCACCAAUGCACCAAUAUGGGUUUGAUGGUUUUUUCACAAUGCAGUCUCCACAAAGAAAUUCUUCGUAUGACUCGCAUUCGUACUCCUCGGUGUAUAAUAGACCUGAUAUACCCCCGCCUUCGCCACAAAAUCCUUCCCCAUGGGAUUUCUUUUGGAACCCAUUUUCAUCAUUGGAUUACUAUGGAUAUCCCAUGAGAAGUAGCCUCGAGCAAUCUAUAGUUGAUGAUGAUAUAGCAGGAUUAAGGCAGGUUCGAGAAGAAGAAGGGAUCCCGGAUUUAGAAGAGGAGACUGAACAUGAAGAAAUCGAUGAAAGGAGACAUGAAAGAGAAGAUAUACCUAAAGAACAAUCGCAUGACGUGAGAGAGGAAAUAACAGUGGAAGAUGUUGAUGAGGAAGAGGAAGAUGAUGAAACAGAAACUGAUGAUGGAAAUCAACUUGAAGGAAAUGGUAUGCAGAAACAUGUUCAUAACAGCAUUGCAUCAUCACACGUGCCUAAUGCUGGACAUAUUGAAGUAAAUCUUCAUGAGACAACGGUUAGUGAACGAGAAAAGAAACAAGGGGAAGCACCAGGAUUCACAGUUUAUGUAAACAGAAGGCCCACGAGCAUGGAUGAAGUUAUCAAAGAUUUAGAAUCUCAAUUUAUGAUUGUUUGUGCUGCUGCAAAUGAAAUUUCUGCCAUGUUAGAAGCCAAUCGAGCUGAUCGCCUACCAGCAUCAAGUGAAGUAACAGCUAUGAAAAUGUUGAACCCAGUAGCACUGUUCCGGUCUGCCUCGUCGCGCUCCUCAUCAUCCAGAUUUUUGGUCAAUUCUUUGGAAGGUUCAAUAGAUGAAGGAUCUGAAAGCAGCAGUUACUUAUCAGAUGGAUCAUGCAUGUUCUCCGGUAGCCAUCAUUCUACAUUAGACAGACUGUAUGCUUGGGAGAAGAGAUUGUAUGAGGAAGUCAGGUCUGGGGAAAGAGUUCGAUUGGCAUAUGAGAAGAAGUGUACACAACUGCAGAAUCAAGAAUCAAAAGGAGACGAUCCUUCAACGCUUGAAAAAACUAAGGCAACUCUUCGAGAUUUGCAUACCCAAAUAAAGGUUUCAAUACACUCAAUUGAAGCUAUUUCGAAGAGGAUUGAGACUUUAAGGGAUGAAGAGUUACAUCCUCAGCUUUUGGAAUUGGUUCAGGGGUUAGCAAGAAUGUGGAAAGUGAUGGCAGAGUGUCACCAAAUGCAAAAGCAUACUCUAGAUGAAGCCAAACUUCUAUUAGCCGGAACACCUUCAAAGCUAAAUAGUUCAAAGAGACAUCAAGCUACACUUUCUACUACCGACCCACAUCGACUUGCUCGCUCAUCCCAAAUUCUAGAGACUGAGCUAAGAAACUGGAGAGCUUGUUUUACAUCAUGGAUUGCUUCUCAACAAUCGUACAUACAUGCAUUGUCUAGCUGGCUCCUAAGAUGUAUGAGACGUGAACCCAAAACAUCAGAACUACCUUUCUCUCCCCGUCGAUCUCCUGGGGUUCAUCCAAUCUUUGGUAUCUGCAUCCACUGGACUAGACUUCUGGAUGCAGUUUGUGACACCGCAGUUCUUGAUGGGAUGGACUUUUUCGCUGCAGGAAUGGGAUCAAUUUACGCCCAGAGCCAAGCCCAAGCUCAAGCUCAAGCUCAAGCUCAAUCCCAAACCCAAAUUAUCGGUGGGUCUCGGAGACACGAGAACACCGAUGGAAGCAUGGAAAUGGUAGAAGUAGGAAAAGUCGAAGAAGUGAUGACGCCAGAGAAAAUGGCGGAAGUUGCAGUGAAAGUUUUGUGUGCAGGAAUGUCAGUUGCUAUGAGCUCUUUAGCAGAAUUUGCUGUUAGUUCAGCUGAGGGAUACGCCGAACUGGUAAAGCAAUGGGAAAAUGUCAAGUGCCCACCUAGUCCCAAAUCUGAAGGAAUGUAAACUCUUUCUUUCAUUUAUUGAUUUUUUUUUCCUUAGGUAGGAAUUUUCUGUUGAUACAGAUUGCUGCCAUUGUAAGUACAACGUCGCUGAAUUGUUUUAGCUUGGUCAUGUAAAGAUCGAAACCGGGCUUCUAGUAGUAGUAGUAGUUAGGUUGGUUAGCUCUCUUGCUGUGUGUUUUGCUGCUGUGUACUGUGUCACAAGAGAGAAUUCCCAAAUAACACUAUUUGGUGUUUCCAUUGGGAAAAUUUUGGUAUGGAAAAAAAUGAUUUGCGGAAACUAUUUUCUCCAGAAAGAUGAAAACGAAACGUGUAGUACUCUGCAGAAACUUGAAUGCUGAUGAGUUCAUUCGGGUUUGAUUCUCACCAUAGUGGUAGUUGAUAGGGGUUUGAUUCUCACCGCUUAUAAAAAAAUCAGUUCCUCCCUCUUGCCUGUACGGAACUAUCCUUACGACCUUACUCCAGAGUCAACAUACCUCAAACUGCUCAAUAUAGAAAUGCAAUCUUACUCCAAUUCGAAAACCCAUCUUGGUUAUCUGUUGAAGAUGAUGGGUGUCCUGAAAAUGUUAAAUUUUUCGGCCCUGUUUGUGUUGAACCAUCAGUGCACAAGAUUGCUGAAAUUCAAAAGCUUGCUCAUCUAAACAUACUGGAGAGAAGAAACAACAUGAUACAAAUCAUCAUUCGAAUGAGUCCUGCGUAAGGCGGAGUUUGAGGAGGGUAGAAAAGAAGG